AUGACUGGGGUUGUGAUGGUGACCAAGGGCGGCGGUUGUAAGAGUUCGGCAAGGGGAAGUAAUAAGGCCAGCAGCGAAGACGAGCACAACCACCAGCUAUCGAUGGUAGCCGUUCUGCUAUCUGCUUUAAGGAUAUCCCUGGCUUCCUCGUGCUGCAUUGAAGAUGUGGAGGACCUGAUGUCGUCGUCUUCCUCUGUCGCCAUUAAUCACAUGGACAUCGGCCGAUCGACGAACGUUCAGCACAUUACCCAUGUUAUCUUUGAUCGAUUCAACGGGAUUUUGGGUCUUCCGAUGGAGUUCGAAGUGGUUCUCCAAUGCACCACAGAAGAAGAUUUUGUUGAACUGGUUAAGCAAUUGAAGCCAACUGAAGCUGCACUCCUCAACCUA
Messenger RNA from Linum tenue, 387 nucleotides. NCBI's taxonomy places the organism in Eukaryota, Viridiplantae, Streptophyta, Magnoliopsida, Malpighiales, Linaceae. The record is from the annotation of a GenBank genome assembly.